Dendrobium catenatum is the source of this 3183-nucleotide messenger RNA. RefSeq lists its product as uncharacterized. The transcript is spliced from 3 exons. The coding region runs from base 1 to 3183 and encodes 1060 amino acids. NCBI's taxonomy places the organism in Eukaryota, Viridiplantae, Streptophyta, Magnoliopsida, Asparagales, Orchidaceae. The record is from RefSeq and is a predicted model, not a curated record.
AUGGAGCAUUGCAAUCUCAAAAACAAGGUUUAUGAGGUGAAUUCCACUUUGGCUAGAUUAAAUGAUUGGUGGAAGCAAAGAUCCAACGUGAAGUGGCUUGUGGAUGGUGAUAGUAAUUCAAAGUUUUUUCAUGCUUAUGCUAGUGCAAGAAGGAAUUCUAACAGAAUUAUCAAAAUUAAAAAUGAAUAUGGUGAAGUAGUGGAAGAACAAGAACAGAUUGAAGACUCCUUUCUCAAAUACUUUGAAGAAGUGGAAAGAGUGCUGAAACAAGUUGGAGGCAACAUCUCACCGGGCAAGGAUGGAAUCACUUACUCCUUCAUGAAAGCUUAUUGGAAUAUAAUAAAAGAGGAUUUUUGGAAUGCUCUUAAACAUUUUCUUAGCAAUGGGAUAUUAAAUGAAGAUUGGAAGAAGACUCUCAUUGUUCACAUUCCAAAGGUAUCAAAUCCUAUUCUACCUUCUAACUAUAGACCCAUUAGCCUUUGUAACUCGGUUUACAAAGUGGCAGCAAGGGUCCUCUUAAAUAGGCUUAGUGAGGUUAUUCCUAAGCUAAUUACAAGAGAGCAAGCAGCUUUUAUUCGUGGAAGAUCUCUAUCCGAUCAUGUGCUUAUAGCUCAAGAAGUCUUCUACAAAUUUAGAAUCUCUAAAGCAAAUAAAGGUAUGGUCUCAUUCAAAAUAGACAUGGAACAAGCAUAUGACUCAAUAUCUUGGGGAGCUCUUACAAAAGUAUUGCUCUACUUUAAUUUUCCUCCAAAAUUUUCUAGUCUUCUCAUGAGUUGUGUAAAAGAUCCGAAAUUUGCUUUGAUUAUCAAUGGAAGAUAUUCUAAUUGGAUUAAAGCUAAGAGUGGUCUUAGACAAGGAUGUCCUUUGUCUCCUACUCUUUUUAUUCUUUGUGCUCAACUAUUAUCUAAUGCUUUUGCUCAAAGCAAUUGUGGUAUUAAAAUCAAUACCAACGGUCCAAAAAUAUCUCUUUUAUUAUUUGCUGAUGAUGUGGUUAUAUUCUCUGAAGCCAGUAAAAAUGCAAUUAAGAAGGUGAAGAAGAUUCUAGUCAAUUUCUACAAUUGGACAGGCCAACGGGUGAACAAUAGCAAGUCUUCCAUGUUGUUUGGAAAACAUGUAGAUAGAAGAAAGAAGAAAAUCAUUGCAAAAACUAUGAACUUCAAAACUGUCAAAGAAUUCAACUAUUUGGGAAUAAAAAUGACAUUAAGGAGACUUUCUUAUGAUGACUUCCAAUUAAUCAUAGAUAAAACCUUCAAGCUACUGAACAUUUGGGGAAGCAAAAUUCUUUCAGUUGCGGGUAAAAUAACCCUUGUGAAAACCGUUCUACUGGCUUUACCAACUUACUAUGGUACUCAUUCAUUGCUGCCGAAAAAAAUUCUUGAUGAUCUAGAGAAAAUAUGCAGAGACUUUAUAUGGAGAAAAGCUAAAGGAAAUUCGGGUAUACACUAUGUUAGUUGGGAAGAAAUGUGUAAACCUGUUAAUGAAGGAGGAAGAGGAUUAUUCUCAUGCUCGGCAAAAAAGAAAGCAUUAAGAUCAAUAUUAGCUUGGAGGUAUUUUAAAAACAAGGAUUCUCUUUUACAAGAAGUUUUUGCUGCCAAAUAUGAUGAAAAACUGAAAAUGGGGAGUAAUAGAAUCAAUUAUUCACCUUCUUGGAAACUCUUGAAUGAAGGUUAUAAUAUGCUUAAACCAAUUGUUAGAUGGAGAUUGGCUAAUGGUGAAAAAGUGGAGGUGUUUAAUGAUACUUGGAUCUUAGAUAAAAGUAUCAACCGUUGGCCUACAUUUGUGGUACCUCAUGAAGAAGAAGCUUUUUAUGUCAAAGAAUUAAUCCACAACGGCUCCUGGAAUGUACCAAAAUUGGUUGAUAUGUUUGGAACAAAGUUGGUAUCACUUAUCCUUCAAUUGAAGAUAGAUCAAGGUAGUGGAAAAGAUGAAAUGGAGCUUGUUCAGCACAAUUCUGGUUUGACAGUGGCGGGAAUGGCGUUCAAAGCUAUAAACCAUCAUAACAGAGAACAGAACCACUGGAAUUGGUUUAAAAAUAUCAAGUUGAAUGCUCUGGUGGAAUUAUUUUGGUGGAAAAUAUUCAAAAAUGCUAUUCCUACUUUUAAAUACUUACAUCGGAGGAGACUAAGAGAUAAUGCAGAAUGUCCAAGAGGAUGCACAACUAUUGAAGACCAAGAACAUGUUUUAUGUACAUGUUUAAAGCUUAAAGAGGUAAUUAAUCUUCUUAAUCUCUGGGGUUUUUGUAUUCCAAAAUUUCGGAAUUAUGAAGAUUGCAUUAAAUGGCUAGAAAUGGUAGCACGGAAGAGAGGAUUGGUAGCUAGCUUAUAUUGCAAUGCUGUUUUCUUAUCUUGGAAAUCUAGAAAUAAGAAAAUUCAUGAAGGAAUGGAGGAAAGCUCUACUUUUAUUGCUUCCAAUGCUAUUUGCUACACAUCUAUUCUUAAUAACUUUAAUCACUUCUCAACGGGCAACUGGGAUGUCAAUCAAUCGAAGAGAUUGUCUAAUUCUUGGCAACCCCCUCCACCCGAAUGGCUAAAAGUUAAUGUAGAUGCUUCUCUCUUAACUUCUUAUAAAGCUGGAUUGGCGGGUGUAUUCAGAGAUUGUAAAGGAAGAUUCUUAUAUGUGUUUGGAAUCAAAUGUAUACAUUGGGAUAUUGCAAAAUUGGAGCUUCUUGCAAUUUAUUCUUUGAAGGAACAAAUGAAGGAUUGGAUGUUCCAGUACAAAGGAAUUAUAAUUGAAGGUGACAACUCCAACAUCAUCUCUUUCAUUCAAAAGACUUGGGAAAAAGAUAAACAAUUACCAUUGGGAGUUUAUGUGUAUGGAAGAGAGGGAAGGUUCUUUCAAAAGGUGGAAUAUGAAAAGGUGUCAUCCUUUUGUUAUAGAUGUGGAAAGGUCGGCCAUUUAAGCUUUAAUUAUAAGAUCAAUAAUGGAGAAGACAAGUCCAGUAAUCAAAAUGUGAUAGCUGUAACAAAUUCAGAAAGACAAAGACAGGAAGAAAAGAAAGGAGAAAUUGGAAAACAAGACAACUAUGGACCUUGGAUCCAUGUUAAUCAUAAGAGAAAGAUGAAGACAAAGGAGGUUCAUAAGAAGUUUGUGUAUGUUCCUAAAACUAGAAAAGCUCAUGGCAGAACAUUUAUACAAAAUGAGGAAGAGUGUAAAAAAGAUGUUGAGGAAGACAUUGUUGCAUAA